GAAAAAAAAAAAAUUAAAAAAGAAUGUUUAAAAUUUUAUUGACUAUUUUGAUAACCUUUAAUUUAUUGAUUACUAUUAUUAACUGUGAUAAUAAUUUAACAUUGCGGUUUGAACGAGCUUCCCAAGUUUAUGAUGAGAAUGAAAAUACUCAAGAAUUUGAAAAUAGGAUUGUCGGUGGUGAACCGACAAAUGUCAAGACUUAUCCAUUCAUUGUAUCAAUAUUUUUAAGAUUUACAAAUUUUCAUCAUUGUGGUGGUUCAUAUAUAUUGCCAAGAUUUGUACUUACAGCUGCACACUGUCUCGUUAGAAGCAAGGGCUAUCAUUGGGUUGCUGAAUCACCAUGGGCAUAUGUUAUUUUUGCUGGUAUAUCUGACUUACAUUACACACCAAGAUUUCAAAUAAGUAACGUUGAAGCAACUUAUCCUCAUUCUGGCUACAAUGCUCUCACACUUGUCAAUGAUAUUGCUCUUGUUAAGAUGCAUAAACCUUUGCAAGUGAGUGAAUAUGUUAACUAUGCACCGCUGCCAAUUGAACCUAAUGAAAAUUUUUAUAAUGAAAGUCAAAUAUGCACAGUUAUUGGCUGGGGGAGAACUAGCACUACGGAAUUUAUUGCUAGUGAUGUGCUGAAUCACGCCCGAGUGCCAUUGAUAUCAUCAUCGGAAUGCAAGAAAUACUAUCCCCAUGAUUUUGGAAAUGAUCAAAUAUGCGCUGGACGUCAAGAGGGUGGUGUUGAUGCUUGUCAGGGUGACAGUGGUGGGCCACUUGUAUGUAAUGGUAUUCUAGUUGGAAUUGUGUCCUGGGGAAGAGGAUGCGCCGACAGAAAUUCACCCGGGGUUUAUGCUCGAGUUGAUUAUUAUCUUGAUUGGAUUAAUGAAACUGCAACAAUAAAUGGAGGAGUCUCAAUUUAUCCAAAUUUUUUUCAUUUAAUUUUUUUAUAUGUUUUUUUCUUUUUUAUACAUUAUUAAUGAUUAUUAAAUGAUACUUUACGAUUGUUGGAAAUCUCUAGAAAAAAUAUAUAAAUUAUAUAUAAAAAUCAACCUGAUAAAUGAUAAUUAUUCCGCAGUUUUAUACUAAAAAAAAAUAUAUUACUUAAACAAAUAAUAUUGUUGAAAAUGAAAUAAUACAAUGACUGUAUUAUGAUUAUUAAAAUUAGCACAUUUGGAAUUAUAUUUAAAAAAAUAAUAUUAUUUAAAUCUUCAUAUAAUUUGGUUAAGUUCCAAAAAAAUUUAAAAAUAAUAUUUUAAAAUUAUUUUUAAGACAAUAAAUAUCAACUGGAUAAAAAUAAAUUGCAAGUAAAUAUUGAUAUCAAAACA
This is a messenger RNA of Aphidius gifuensis, 1313 nucleotides long. RefSeq names its product trypsin I-P1-like. The transcript is spliced from 7 exons. Gene Ontology annotation, biological process: proteolysis. The record is from RefSeq and is a predicted model, not a curated record. NCBI's taxonomy places the organism in Eukaryota, Metazoa, Arthropoda, Insecta, Hymenoptera, Braconidae. The coding region runs from base 24 to 965 and encodes 313 amino acids. Gene Ontology annotation, molecular function: serine-type endopeptidase activity.